CUGUCUGCGCAUCGGUGUGGGUAGCUAAUUGGGCGGCAAACGCGCGGCACAAACCGCAUUGCGUCGCCGUCGUUGUUGUCAUCGCAAGUGAGGUGCUCAGAGCUCAGGUCCCAGAACCACCGCCAAAUAGCACUAUUCGUAUCACUGCUUACCGCUAAAGGUUGCGCGCGGGCCACAGCCACAAUCGUUCCACGGAUGACAGCACCACAUUCACAUCCACAUCCAGAUCCAGAUCCAGACCAAAGUUUUCCAUUUUGCGCGCCACUUUUCUGGCCGCCCAGAUUGGAGUAGCAAGUAGUAGUGACCCCAAAACACCUGGACACGCCGUGCAAGUGAUAACUUUUGAAAAACAACGAAACGAAACAAAACACAAGCGAGCUGAAUUCAAGUGAUAAAUAAGAUAAAACGCUGGAACAAAGCCCAAGAAGUACCCAAGAGAACUCAAUUUGAUGGUCUGCAAAACUAUCUCAACGAGUGUGAAAAUGCAGCUGAAGAUGGAACAGCAGACAACGCAGCAGCAGCAGCAGCAGCAACAAUUGCAACAGCAACAGCAACAGCAGGCCGUUCUGACCAAACAACAGCUCCAAUUGCUGGACAAGAUCAAGCUCGAGUCCAGCAACGGUGCCGAGCAGCUGUCCCAGCAGAGUGCCAGCAAUCUGGAGGAGCAACAGGAGCAGCAGCAGCAGCAGCAACCUGCUACAUCGGUGGGCGUGGUGGUGCAGACCAGCCAGGCGGGGAUCAGCGAGCCGGAAGAGCAGUACGUGGUGGUGCCGCGUGGCAACCAGCGGAGAAUUCUCACCACAGCGGGCACACUUGAACUAAACGAAGCUCGCGAGGGAGAGCCCAGUACAAACGCCAGCAACGCGAGCUCAGGAUCUGCUCCGGAUAGCCACAUCGAGUACCAGCGCAGUGCGCACCACUCACCCGGAGCCACCCACUACGUGCAGAUGGCACCGCGAAAUGCGGAGGUCCCGGAGCAGGUGGGAACCGCAGCCGGAGCACCACCGGGUGCCAUAUUCGCCUAUCCCUCGGGGCAGAUCAUCUGCAGCGGCGACGAUGUGACGGCCAUUAAAAUAGAGACCAUCGAGAAGGGCGAGGCGGCGGGAGGGGACUCACAGCAGCAGCAACAGCAACUGCAGCAACACCAGCAACAGCAGCAGCAGCAGCAACAGCAAUGUCCCACGCCCAAUGGCGGCAGCUACGGCGAGACCAUAGUGAUUAGCGGCGGGGCGGAGGCACUGCAGCAUCACCACCAGCAGCAGCAGCACCAGCAGCACCAGCACCAGCAGCACCAACACCAUCAGCAUCAGGUUGCCGCUGCAGCGGCGGCGGCCUCGGCCCAGGCGGUCCACAUUGCCACAAGUUCGCAUGGCGGCACCGUGCGCUUCGUCACGGAGGACGGACGCUUCACCACCGCCGGACCGGAGACGUCCGCCUCGAAUCUGUACUACGAUGCGCCGGUGGUGGAUGGCAGUGUGCACGCCAACGAGUCCAAGACGUACGCCGACCUGGGCAACGCCUACACCCCGUUCCCGCCCAGCUCCAGCUUCAGCGGCAACAGCUAUGCGGCCGCUCUGCAGCCGGGCAACACCAUCUACAGUGUGCCGGGCACCGGGCAGUUCCUGGCCAAGUCCGAGUCCGGCCUUAACCAGCUGCGCCAGGCCGGACCGGCCACCUUCCAGACGAUAUCCUUUAACGACAGCGGCAACGGCAUCGAAACCUUGUGGACGUCACCCGCCCCACCGGAGUACCAGAAUGUGCCCUUCAGCAACUUCCACCCCCAAGUUAUUGAUGAGUACGCCACCGGGAACAUGUCCACCACCCACUGGUCGCCCGCCGGGAGCAUCGGUCAGUACGACGGCAGCUUGGUGACGACCUCGUCCACCUCGUCGCCCAACCACGAGCUCAAGUGCGAGAGCUGCCACUCGCCGCUGAUGCGCAAGGGCUCCGAGCUCUUCUGCACCAACUGCUCGCCCUUCAUGCGGAUGGCGCAGCGCAUGCCCCAGCGGCAGGCGAAGCCCAAGGCCGCCGCCGCCCCCAACAACCGGCGCAACGGGGUCACCUGCGCCAACUGCCAGACCAACUCGACCACCUUGUGGCGGCGCAACAACGAGGGCAAUCCCGUGUGCAACGCCUGCGGGCUGUACUUUAAGCUGCACAACAUGAACCGACCGCUCUCGAUGAAGAAGGAGGGCAUCCAGAAGCGCAAGCGCAAGCCAAAGAACAACGGAGGGGCGCCCAUGCACCGGGCACCGCUGCCAAGCAUGUCGCAGGGAGUCAACCUGAUGGCGAACAGUCCGCUCUACCCGUCGCAAGUGCCGGUGAGCAUGCUGAGUGGCCAGCAGAACGCCAGUCCGGAGCUGCACGACAUGUCGACGACGGGUCCGGCGGGUGGGCCCCGGGUGGUGGCCAUCGCCCUGAGCUCCUCGGCCCCGCCCACCUCCGACGGCACGCUCAACAUGUCCGCUCGUCACCACGUGACAAGUGAGAGCCAAUCGCCCUACAGCCAGCAGUCGACGCCGCAAAGCCAGUCACCGCAUCUGCCCAACACGGUGGCGAUAAACCGCCAGAUAGUCCAACCAGUACCCACCAUCGAAAGCGGUCGCAGUUCCAACAGCGAGCUGACCCCCAGCGUAAUCACGCGCACUGGACUCCCAGAGCGAUCAUCGAAUAACUAAGCUAACUUUCUAACUAACCUUAACUUAGCUACAAACUAAUGUAAUCUAACGUAAUCCUUACCAAAAUGUCAAAAUUGCCAAAAUAUUUAUUUAAGCCCCACCCCCCUAGCCAUAUAGGAUGUAUAGAGCCAAGACCAAUGUCCCAGUUAGAGGAAUUCUUGACCGUCUUCCUCCCUUUUAGUCAACUGCUUGCAGCAAUUAUGUAGUUUGAAAUGAUUUGUGCCAACCACUUAGGAUCACUGCGGAUCGCAGCGCUGUACUCUAGAGGUAGUUUAGCGAAAAACAGCACAACAACAGCCCAUAAAGAAGCCUACGAUUUUGUAUGUUUAAGCCUCUUUUUUAAUUCAACAAAAUAAAUAAGUUGUAAACGCAA
Drosophila elegans is the source of this 3051-nucleotide messenger RNA. RefSeq names its product box A-binding factor (gene GATAe). Gene Ontology annotation, biological process: cell fate commitment; negative regulation of transcription by RNA polymerase II; positive regulation of transcription by RNA polymerase II. The transcript has 6 exons. Gene Ontology annotation, molecular function: zinc ion binding; RNA polymerase II cis-regulatory region sequence-specific DNA binding; DNA-binding transcription factor activity, RNA polymerase II-specific. Lineage: Eukaryota; Metazoa; Arthropoda; Insecta; Diptera; Drosophilidae. The record is from RefSeq and is a predicted model, not a curated record. The coding region runs from base 450 to 2678 and encodes 742 amino acids.